AUGGCCAGCACACACGAACUCUCGGACAACGAGCUCGACGCGUUCGACUCGCGCAACGAGCAGGUGCUCCUAGAUCAGGCCGGCGACUAUCUCCGCCGCGGCUCGUCGGACGACGACGACUCCGAAGAAGAGGUCUUGGGGCUCAGGCACCAAAACGAGUCCGAUUCAAACGCCGGCUCCGGCAGCGAGGACGGCGCCAGCGACGACGAGGACGCGGCCCACGACGGCGGCGAGCGCUGGGGCUCCAAAAAAAACUACUAUGGCGGCGACGACAUCAGUGACGACGAUGGCGGCGCGGACAUGGCCGAGGAGGCGCUCAGGCAGCAGAAAAAACACUUGCAGGAGCUCGCCAUGGACGACUUUGUGGACGAGGACAUGAUGCAGGACUGGCACGCCCACGUGGGCGGCGCCGACGCGCCGGCCGGCGCGUUUGCGGACGCGGUGGUGGCGGACGCCGCGGUGGAUUGGUCUGCGCUCGACGACGCCGAAAGGCUCCAGCUCUUGGGCGCGCUGCACCCCGAGUUCGUGCCGCUCUUGGCGGAGUUCCACGCGUUGCGCCCGCGGCUCGCGCGGCUCCAGCAGGACGCGCCGCGGCCGCUUGCCCGGGCCAAAGCCGUGGCCUUGGCCGCGUACCUCGGCUCCAUCUGCUCGUACUUCUCGCUCUUCGUGGACCACAUGCGGGCCGGGCCGCACUUCUCCAUGAAGGAGCACCCGGUCAUGGAGUCCAUUCUCGGCACGCGGGAAGUGUGGAGACAGGCGCGCGGGCUCGGUCCAGACACGACAGGUGCCGGUGAGGAUGAGGCUUUUGGUGAACGUGAGACUGGUGCCGGUGACCGGGAAAUGUCGGGCGCCAGCGAGCCCGAGACCCCCGGCUCCGAUCACGUGCACACCGACUCCGAGGACACGGACCUGGACAUGCCCGGCUCGGACGACGAGCACGUGCCGGCGCCCGCGGUCCACAUCGACAUCACGGCCAAGAGAGCCAUCCGCAGGCCCACGGCCGUGUCUACGGGCGACUACACCGAGGCCUCGGCGCCCGACGCCAUCGACCGCGAGGAGAAGGCGCGCCGCAAGAAGUCGUUGCGCUUCUACACGUCCAAAAUCGACCAGGCCGUCAAGAAGCACGCGGCCAGCGAGCGGUUCGACGGCGACCUGGACUUGCCCUACCGCGAGCGGCUCUUCGAGAGGCAGCAGCGGCUUGUCGAGGAGGCACGCAAGAAGGGCCUGGGCGGCGCCGCGAUAGGCGAGGCCUUGGACGGCCAGGACUACGGCUCGGGCGACGAGAGGCUGGCGCUGCAGAUCAACGAGGACGCGGGCGAGUACUACGAGAGCAUCCGGCAGGCCAAGCUGGAGCAGAAGGACGCGCGGCGCACGGCGCACGGCCAGGCCAAGAAGGCGGCGCAGUUGGGCCGGUUGGGCGAGUUGGCGGAGCACGCGGACGAGCACGGCAAGCGCGCGUUGAACUUCCAGAUCAUGAAGAACAAGGGCCUCACGCCCCACCGCCGCAACGACAACCGAAACGCGCGUGUCAAGAAGAGAAAGCGGUACGAGCAGGCCCAGAAGAAGCUCAAGUCCGUGCGCCAGGUGUACGACGAGAGCACGCGCGGCCCGUACCAGGGCGAGAAGACCGGUAUCAAGAAGGGCUUGUCGCGGUCGGUGCGGCUCCAGUAG
Metschnikowia bicuspidata var. bicuspidata NRRL YB-4993 is the source of this 1671-nucleotide messenger RNA. It is a transcript of the gene SAS10, whose product is annotated as rRNA-processing protein. Gene Ontology annotation, cellular component: nucleolus; small-subunit processome. The coding region runs from base 1 to 1671 and encodes 556 amino acids. The record is from RefSeq and is a predicted model, not a curated record. Gene Ontology annotation, biological process: maturation of SSU-rRNA from tricistronic rRNA transcript (SSU-rRNA, 5.8S rRNA, LSU-rRNA). Lineage: Eukaryota; Fungi; Ascomycota; Pichiomycetes; Serinales; Metschnikowiaceae. The transcript is spliced from 2 exons.